CGUCUACUGACAAAACCGAAUAGUAAUAUUAGAAUUGUACUAUGAACAAAAUAUGAAGCACUGUGUAAAUUUGCAUCGCAUAAAGCUUCGAUUAUAUUCAUAUAUCUAAAUAUGUAUCGUGUAUUUUGGUCAGAAACAAAUGUAACUUAAGAGCGAGUUUGGACACCAUGUUCUAGCUGAAUAAAGCUUACUGUCGUUAUAACGACUUUACUUAUGCAUAAUACCAAUUCUUGCUGCAAAUGUCUACAAAAACCAAGUAUAGAUACAAAGAAUAAAAAGGUAGUAGAAACAAAAAAUGAUUGCAAGAGUGUUAGAAUCUAUCAAAGAUUUCUUUCAGACUUUACCGUUAUGGACUAAGACUGUAACAUGGAUAGCCUUGUUCAUUCAGUUGAUGUCCUUCACUGGGUUUCCAACAAGUUAUUUGGCAUUAUCAUGGAAAAAUGUAUUUCAUAAAUUCUUAUUCUUCGAAGUCUACACAUAUGUAUUUUUACAUGUCUCUCUUUUACAUAUCAUAUUUAAUUUCGCAUCUUUGCUCCCAUUAAUGGCUAAGUUUGAAAAGGAGCAUGGCACUUUUGCAUGUAUAUUCAUAACAAUGGUACCGUAUACACUAUUCCCUGCCUUGGUGCAUCUUGUGGCUUAUCGUUUUAUGUUUUUAAAGGAGUCAAUUUCAAUUGCUGGAUUUAGCGGAUGGGCCUUUGCGUUCAUAUCUGCGACAUGUGUCCAUAAUCCUGAAGGGCCGUUUCAAAACUAUAUCCAAAAAAAGUAUAUUCCGCUUAUAUACUUGUUAAUUACUACGAUUUUUGUACCUUACGCCAGUUUCAUCGGUCAUGCCUCUGGUGCCGCAGCUGGUUAUGCGACGCCUUACAUUUUUGAGCAUAUACCUUUAAAAAGGUGGGCAGAAAAGGUUGAUUCUAUAGGAAAUCGCUUCAAAAAUUACCAACCAUAUGAUGAACUAGCGUAUGCAUCUCUGCCUAUUGCUGAGCCUGGUACUGGUAAUCCCAAUUUUCCUGGAAAGGGGACCCGGUUGGGAACUUGAGGUUUCUAGACAUAGAACAAUUAACACAAGUUUAUUAAAAAAAAAGGAAAAGUACUAUUAGAGAAGUUCUCGAAACUACUAGCUAUUUCAAGCAUACUCUAUUAAACAUUUACCCAAUGAAUUUUAUUCCAAUACCGUUUUCCCUUUUCUUUGACAAUAAAUACUUUCCUCUUCAUUGAUUCUUUUUAAUGGACAAUAAAAUUUCGAUUGCAGCUGUAAUUCUUCAAAGCAGACAUAGACAGCUUUUUGCUGUUUGAGUUAAUUUUAAGCUGAAGAAAAAAGGCUCUUGUCAACUAGAACCAAAGAACGUGUAAACUGACUCAAGAUUCUAUCUGCAGUUUGCAAGGUUGCCUCGUCAGCAGGAGAAACAUCUGCUAACGUUUUGGGAAAAGACAACGUUUCGAACAAAGGGAUAUUUACGGAGCAUACAAUGUCUGUCUCAAUAUCCUGCAAGGUGAUUACAUGCACUAGUACAGCGACAUUCGAAGCGGGAUCCGUAACCUUUUUUCCCUUUUCCAGUAUUCUUUGGCAUCCAAAAGCGCGAGUACCAUUUGCCAACUCAUUAUGGAAUCCAGAAAUAUCGGUUUUAUUUAAGUUUUCGUCUUUCCAAAUAACAGAAUCACUAGCAUCAUUAUCGAAAGCAAUGCUAUCAAAAUGAAACUUGGCGACUGUUGCAUCGUGAGGUUUUUCAACUGCUUCUAGUAAUUCCAAAAUCAGAGUCAAAUUUUCUUUUGAAUCUUGAAGAAAAACUUCCUGAUUAUCUGGGAUUUGUCUCAAAGCACUUGCAUUCAAAAAGUUUUCAGGUAGUUCAGCUCGAAAAGCACCGCCGAAUAAUUGUACCAUUUUUAUUAUGUAAUACUUUAAAAAACUCUAAAAAAAACAAAACAAAAAAGAAACACUACUAGUUACAAUAGUUUCUUCUUGCACUCAGCUCUUUUGUUUACGAGUCAUCUGAACGAUGAAGAUUUCUUUGGUGUUGCGAUACUGACACAACUUAUCAUCAUAUUUCGUUUCGCGCAUAUUAUAUGUUUAUAGGGCAUAUUCGCGUCUAUUUGAUUUCCAUAUAAGCAUAUUUGGGUUAACGCAUAUGUUAUUUAAAACAUAGCUUGUAAUAAUUUAUGAACUUACAAAACGAAAAGAAAUCGAAUUACAUUCGUACUUUCAGAACAAUUCUCAAUGUAUAUAAACAUAAUCCCUCUUUCACAACCAAUUGAAGAAUAUCCUCUAGUACUCCU
Schizosaccharomyces octosporus yFS286 is the source of this 2271-nucleotide messenger RNA. RefSeq names its product rhomboid family protease. Gene Ontology annotation, molecular function: serine-type endopeptidase activity. Gene Ontology annotation, cellular component: membrane. Bases 296 to 1036 code for a protein of 246 amino acids. The record is from RefSeq and is a predicted model, not a curated record. NCBI's taxonomy places the organism in Eukaryota, Fungi, Ascomycota, Schizosaccharomycetes, Schizosaccharomycetales, Schizosaccharomycetaceae. The transcript is spliced from 3 exons.